Molecule: messenger RNA, 2999 nt
Organism: Synchiropus splendidus (mandarinfish)
Lineage: Eukaryota; Metazoa; Chordata; Actinopteri; Syngnathiformes; Callionymidae
Product: myocyte-specific enhancer factor 2C-like
Exons: 8
Coding region: 281-1675 (464 amino acids)
Biological process (GO): positive regulation of transcription by RNA polymerase II
Molecular function (GO): DNA-binding transcription factor activity, RNA polymerase II-specific; protein dimerization activity; RNA polymerase II cis-regulatory region sequence-specific DNA binding
Source: RefSeq, a predicted model, not a curated record
AGCGGAGACUGAAGACAAGGACGGACGCGCUGAAAGCGAAACUUGGAACAAAAGUUUGGCAAUGAAUGUUUCUCUCGUUCGCCGCGGCAGAGGCUGUUCGGUCUAUUCAUGGCUGCCGCUGUGACGUCACUUUCCAGGUGCUGCUGACCCGACGAGGCGCGAGCGCCCUCAGGAUCCGAGGCGGGACCGAACCGCUGGUCGGGGACCUGCACACCGAGCCGGAGCAGAAGAUUGACAGCGUCACAGAGUCCAGAGAGGAAGUCACACGAGGAGGACGAAGAUGGGGAGGAAGAAGAUCCAGAUCGCCCGCAUCAUAGACGAACGCAACAGACACGUGACCUUCACCAAGAGGAAGUUUGGCCUGAUGAAGAAGGCGUACGAGCUGAGCGUCCUGUGCGACUGUGAGAUCGCGCUCAUCAUCUUCAACAGCACCAACAAGCUGUUCCAGUACGCCAGCACCGACAUGGACAAGGUGCUGCUCAAGUACACCGAGUACAACGAGCCGCACGAGAGCCGCACCAACGCCGACAUCGUAGACACGCUGCGUAAGAAGGGCAUCAACGGCUGCGAGAGCCCCGACAUCGAGGCGGACGACUCUGCUGGCCAGAGCCCCGAGGCGGACGACAAGUACCGCAAGAUCAACGAGGACAUCGACAUGAUGAUCAGCCGCCAGAGACUCUGCGGUCUCCCCCCCUCCAGCUACGACAUGGGCGUCUCCAUGGCGGCAGCCAACUCCGGCGGCCUGCUGUACCCCCACCAGGGCCUGGGGGGCGCCGUGGCCAACCACAACCUGCUGCCGCUGUCGCACCCGUCGCUGCAGAGGAGCAGCAUGUCCCCCCAGAGGCCCCCCAGCAACGGGAACUCGGGGCUUCUGGGCUCUGAGCUGCCAGGGUCAGGGGUCACCAUGGGAAACGGCGGCUUCUGCCCGUCCCCGACCAUGCUGCCCCCUGCUGGCCUCUCCAAGGGCUUGCAGGACAAGAGCCCGCCCCCACAGAUGAGCCGCAAGCCCGACCUCCGACCCCUGAUGCCUCCGAGCAAGUGCAGCGGCAUGACCCCGAUGAACCAGAGAGUCAACCACUCGCAGACGGCCCAGACCUUGAGCACGCCCACCCCUGCCGUGGCCGCCCAGGGCCUGGCCGGGUACCCGUCCGACGGCUCGUCCCCAUACUCAGGUCAGUGGCCCCCGCCGCCCCCCGGAGCCGCCGCCGUGCUCAUCCCGCUUCUCUCGGCAGAGUUCUCUCUGGGCGGCGAGCUGGCCUCCCUGUCCGGAUACGGAGGCUCCGCCCUGGGCGCUGUCAGCAGCUGGCCCAUGCAGAGCCUGCAGAGUCCCACGCUGGGACACAUGGGGAACCUGUGUCAGACCUCCAACCUGAACCUCCCUCCGAGCCACCAGAACCUCCACAUCAAGUCGGAGCCGGCGUCGCCGCCGCGCGACCGCGGCCUGGGGAUGGUGGGAGCCACAGUCGGCUACUGCGGCUCCGGCAGGGGCCCCAAGGAGGCGGGCCGCUCGCCCGGUGACAGCGCCUCCAGCUGCGGCAGCUCGUACGACGGCAGCGAGGAGCGCGAGGAUCGCCACGCCAACGACGCCUUCCUCCUGCGACCCCUGAGCGGCCAGGAGGAGCGGCACAGCCCCUCGGUCAAGCGCAUGAGGCUGUCGGAGGGCUGGGCCACAUGAUGGCGCGGCGGCCAGCAGGGGGCGUGGCUCCCGCUCACUCACCUGAUAGUGUUACCCGUAUUCUCAUUAUCGUAUUCUUGUACCGAGUGUGUGUGAAACGUGUUCGCGGCCGGUCGCGUUGGUUCAGCUGCCAGACGACGUCAAUCGAGGAAUCGAACCCCCAAAACGAGUAAUUUAUUGCGCUCAACUUAUUUAUUUAUUUAUCAGACUAUUUUUAACGUCAAAGCCUUCCCUGCGAGCGGCCGUGUUUAUUUUCGCCGCCCAGACACGGCAGAUGUUUCUCCGGAACGUUUCUGGUGUUUCCUGAACAGACGCUGAAGGUGAGGAUGUCGGGACGUGGCGAAGAGCCACGGGGGGGUGCGGGCAGGUCAUGUGACAAGGUCAGGGAGAGGAGGAGCGAGGACGUGUGACGUGAGAGGCUUCGGGAGAAGUUUGAGCGCUGCUAGCAUUAGCGGAAGGAGAAAGCACUUUGCAAGAAGACCAGAACUUCAGGAAACCAGAACCGUUCCAGAGAGACAAGUCGUCGGCGCUGAACUCCCGACCGCAUGUCUUCCCCAUGUUGGCGCUCUUUUCUCUGCAGUUUUGUUUUGCGGCAGCGGCGGCUGAGGUUCUUCACAUUUGAAUAUUUUGGAUGAAAAGUGUAUAUUUGGAGCUCGAACUCUCAGUCCGACGCCCGGAUGUUUGCCCGAUACGCCGAAGCUGUUCAAGCUAGCACGCUGUUUGCCGCGCACCGGGGAGAACCGCGCCGAAGCUGACGUGCUAACAUCGCCCCCUUGUGGCCGACGCUCAACGUGACAAGAUAUCUGAAGCGACUGCUCGGACCUUCACCCUGCAUCACUUCAGAACCUUUUGCGUCUGGUUGACUAGUGCUAGGUCGGAACAGGUGGGCAGAGCCCCGACAUUCUGUCUCGCACGCGUUUCUGUCGUAACUCUGUCGUAUGCUGGACUCUUGCACUCGCUAUGUGGGAGAGCCGGGCGCUCGCCCUCGGUCUCGGGUGGACUCGCAGGAUUGUCUUGUCUCGAGCAAGUGGCGUGGGGCGCCUGACGGGGCGGAGUCAGGGCGGGGCGGAGUCGCUCCCUGGAGGGGCGUGAACUAACAAGCGUGUGUGUUUGGUUUGACUAUUUAAUCGUAACUGCCUGAACUGUCGCACGAGAGCAAAUCUGACCAGAUAUUCGCGACAUAAGCUGGACUUUGUCGCCACCUGGAGGCAAACGUUUCUCAGAAAAAUGAUUGAAAAAAAAAUUGUCGCAGUCCAUCAUGUAGAUCAGAAAUGUGCUGGUAUUUGUAUUUUGCAGUAAAAAAAAUAAAGGCUCUGUUACAAUC